AAAAAAACCAAAUCAUCUGUUGAUAUGUUGCGCGUUCUGCAAAUACCCCAAAACGAUUAUGAUAUACCGACAAAACGUUCACCCAAUAGGUACAUACCAUAUAAAAGUGCUCAAUAUAGAGGCAAAACAUACUUAUAUGUAGAAGGGGAUAGUGGAACAGAUAGUGGUUACACCGAUCAUUAUAGUGAUAUUACUUCAUCUUCCGAAAGUGAGUAUGAAGAAUUCGAUAUCAAUGACAUAUAUGUUCCUGAUAGUCCUAAAUAUAAAACUUUGAUAGAAGUGGUACUUGAACCAUCAAAAAGAGAUACACAAAGUGGUAACAACACACCAAAUAGUGAUAAUACCAUACCAAAUAGUGGCAAUACCAUAUCAACUAGUGAUACACCAAAUACAACUAGUGAUAUACCACCACCCAUUACAGAUGAAGAAUGGAAUGAACUCAAACAUGAUUUUAUAUCACAAUAUGUAGUACGUGAACCACUGGAUGUAUCAAAUGAUUAUACAAGUGGAAAUGUUCCUUUAAAUACACAACCAAAUAUUUUAGGUGAUAAUGUGGAUAAUAAUACCCAUCUCACCCCGUCACGCGAUACGUUGGACCAAAAACCUUUUAUUAUGUCCAUACAUGAUAGAAAUUUACUUAGCGGAGAAGAAUACAAUUAUGAUAUGUUUAGAAAUGGUAAUAAUGAUUUAUACAGUGGUAUUGAUACAAUUAAUGGUAAUAAUGAUUUAUAUAGUGGUAUUGAUUCAACAAGUGACAACCAUCAUCCUUAUAGUGGUAUAGAUUUAAUUAAUGAUUCAUUAAAUAGUGGUAACAAACAUAUUGAUAUAUAUGAUGAAAUAUUGAAACGAAAAGAAAAUGAAUUAUUUGGGACAGAAAAUACAAAACGUACGAGUACACAUAAUGUUGCCAAACUUACAAAUAGUGACCCCAUCCACAACCAAUUAGAUUUGUUCCAUAAAUGGUUAGAUAGACAUAGAGACAUGAGCGAAAAGUGGGACAAAAACAAAGUGGAAAUGUUAGAUAAAUUGAAGGAAAAAUGGGAAAAUGAGACACAUAGUGGUAAUAAAACUAGUGGAAAUAUCACACCAACUAGUAAUAUACCUAGUGAUAACAACAUUCAUAGUGACGUACCAUACGUGUUAAAUACUGAUGUUUCCAUACAUAUACAUAUGGAUGAUCCUAAACCUACAAAUGAAUUCUCAAAUAUGGAUACAUACCCUAAUAAUUCUUCUAUGGAUAAUAUCUUGGAUGAUCUGAAAAAAUAUAAUGAACCCUAUUAUGAUGUGCAAGAUGAUAUUUAUUAUGAUGUAAAUGAUCAUGACGCAUCAACUGUGGAUAGUAAUAAUAUGGAUGUACAUAGUAAUGUAAAUAUUGAAAUGAGUGUAAAGAAUACCCAAAUGAUGGAAGAAAAAUAUCCUAUAGGAGAUGUUUGGGAUAUAUGA
Molecule: messenger RNA, 1443 nt
Organism: Plasmodium reichenowi
Lineage: Eukaryota; Apicomplexa; Aconoidasida; Haemosporida; Plasmodiidae
Product: erythrocyte membrane protein 1, EMP1
Exons: 1
Source: RefSeq, a predicted model, not a curated record